This is a messenger RNA of Cladocopium goreaui, 2046 nucleotides long. The record is from the annotation of a GenBank genome assembly. Lineage: Eukaryota; Dinophyceae; Suessiales; Symbiodiniaceae.
AUGGACCCUUGGCACUCAAAGGGGUUAGGCCUCUCACCUGACUAUGGUGGCUUCGCAGGUGCCGCGCACCAGGAUCCACAGCUGUCCAGCUACGGAGGCUUUUCCAGCUCCCCUCCCAUCCAGAGCUUUGAGCGGCCCGGAACUCUUCGAGCACACCAGGAGGACUUUCAAAGAUCCACAGGUGGCUAUAAGUCUGGCAAGGGCAAGGGUGGCAAGGGCAGCAAAAGCCAUGCUGGCAAAGAUGGAUGGAGCGGAAAGGCUGCCCCUGAGCCAGAGCGAAAGGUUGGAGGAUGUGGUGGUGUGAUAGCCGAACUCACCAGCGACGGCCGCCUGGGAACUAUGUCCAGGAAUGACAGGACACAAAGUGAUUUUCGGCACUCCAGGCGUCCACAAACAUCACAAGCUUUUGACAAAGAUUACAGCCGCAGAGUUGACUACAAAGUUUCUGAGCCCGACGAUGACUGGGCAAAGAAUCCAGAUAUCUUCAGCUCAGCCAACUAUGACAACUAUGACAGUCACGCUUGGGACCAGCCACAAGCUCAUGUGGUGCCUAGUUCUGGUGGAAGAUGCGCUAGCCUAACUGCUAAAAUGCCAUACGCUGGCAUCGCUGCUGAACUCACCAGUGAUGGUCGAUUGCGAGCAGAUUGGCGGGCUUCGGAAGGCCAUGACUUCGAGGCUUCCAGGCAAGGGAAGGGCAAUGACUCGUGGAGCAACGAGUGGAGAGGAAGUGUCAGAUCAUUCGAUGAAAACUAUUGGUCUUCACCAGCCAGCAAAGGCAAAGGCAAGGGCAAAAGCAAGAAGGGAAAGGACAAGCUCAUGGCUGUGACGAAUUUGGAUGAGGUCAUGCGCCUCCUGGGUGAAAAUGCCGAGGUUAGCGUGGUGGGGCAGACAGCCUUCAUGGUUGCUGCAGAGCGGGCCCUAGAAAGCGAACGCGAGGAUGCUUUGUUCGUUGAUCCCUACGCCAAAGCUCUUUCUGGAGAUGGGCUAGGAAUGUCUGAUCGCUUGGGAGAAGCUGGAAGCCAGUUUGGUUUCAAAAAUUGGCCUGAGUUUCACAAGGUGUGGACAGUGGUUCGCACCAAGUUCAUCGAUGAUAUCUUGAGCGAAGUUGCCGUGCCACAGAUGGUGAAUCUGGGCGCAGGAGUUGAUACUCGGCCCUUUCGACUGACCGCCUACGAGCGCUUCAAGGCUUCCUAUGAGGUGGACACUGCCGAAGUGAACGCAGUUAAAAGUGCGUUCUUUUCUCAUAAUGCAGCCACGCCACUAUGUCCUGUUGUGAACGUGUCGGCAGAUUUUUGCACAGCAGGAAUGCUUACCGAAAAACUCUCAGAAGCAGGCUUCGAAGUUCAGGCCCCAUCUGCUUUCCUCAUUGAGGGCGUGUUGGACUUUUUGGAAGACUCAGCAGGGUCCUUUCUUCAUGAGGUCUCGCAGUUGGCAGCGCCUGGCUCAAUCGCCAUCAUAAACUAUGCCAUUGGGCCCCAGAGGCCUGGCACUUUCACUGCAGAAACUCUUCAAAAGCUUCUGGAGGGUUUUGGGUGGAAAGAUUUUCAGAUUGAUGUAUUUGGCGGGGAACGUCUCAAUUAUGGUCGCUACAAGGAAGGCCUUCCGCCGAGUGAAGAUUGGGCCUUUGCGACUUGUGCUGCAUGGAACUCAUUGGACCGAUGGUAUGGCUGGAGCAAGAAUGAGCAGGUGCAGAUGGUGCAGAUGGUGCAGGGCUGGCAGGGCUGGAAACUGGAAGGGCAAACAGCCAUGGCUGAGGAGAGGCGUGACUUCAGCUUCCAACAGAUGCUGACAAGGCAGUCACCUGGUGGAUUGCUUGCAAACUUCCGGGCUCGCCGCAUGGGUCUUCCGGUGCCUUUUGCGGCCCCAUCGCCAGUUCGCGCUGAUGUUGGCUCUUUGUCUGCAGAUGGCCUGGUGCCAGAACAUCAAUUACCACAACACUGCCUGGGGCAUUAUGAUUUUUGUAUGCACUUCGGUCUUCUACAUGAUGACCAAGCGUUGAGUGACAGAGUGUUCUCUUCCAAAGGGAUGACCGACGAUAGAUUCUGA